This is a messenger RNA of Symbiodinium natans, 3534 nucleotides long. The record is from the annotation of a GenBank genome assembly. NCBI's taxonomy places the organism in Eukaryota, Dinophyceae, Suessiales, Symbiodiniaceae.
AUGGGUCGCAGUGGACGCGGACGAGUUGCCAGCAUCAAGGAAAGCCGCAUGGAGGAGCCAGAUGAUGAACCCCAGGACGCCUUGAAGGAGGUGCCUACUCCGCUUCGUGGAGGGUUUAGGGCUGCAGUGAAAGCUCCGUUGAACGCGCUGGAGGAGGUCAUGCGACGAAGAGGAGUGGAUGAAGCCUGGGAUGCGCUAGAGCAGAUGCAUGCAGAUGGCAAGACGACGGACAAGUACACAGUCUCCAGAAUGCUGAUGAAGACCGUUGGUGAUGGCCACCUCGACCCAACGAGAGCAUACAGGGGAAUCACUUUGGUCGAGCGAUUCAUAGAGAUGCAACCAGAGGAUGUGGACGAGGUUUUGUUCAAUGCCCUGCUGGACACCUGCUGCCGCCUCAAGGACCUCAAGCGGCUUGAGAGCUGUGUCAAUUGGAUGCGGCAGCUGAAGGUGAAACCAUCGCCCAUCACACUCGGUAUCUUGGUGAAGACGUAUGGCCAAGCGGGCGACUUGGACAAGGUCCUAGCCGCGUGGGAUGAGAUGGAGGAGCAAAGGGGAUUGGCCAACUCGGUGACAUAUGGCUGCAUGUUGGACGCAUGCGUGAAGUGCGGCAACUUGCAGAAGGCCGUGGAGGUAUUCAGGGGAAUGCGUGCCACGGGCAAGCAUCGCAACACCAUCCUGUACACCACCAUGAUCAAAGGCUACGGAUUGCACAAGGACUUGGACAAUGCCCUCGAGCUCUUCCAUGAGAUGCGCGAUGAAGGGGUUCCUUACAAUACCAUCACCUACAACUCGAUACUGGAAGCAUGUGUGAAGUGUGGCGACAUCGCGUCUGCCGAGAACAUCCUGGAGCAGAUGGUUCAGACCGAGAUGGAGAUCGAACCCGACCUGAUCAGCUAUUCGACCGUCCUGAAGGGCUACUGCCAGAACGGAGAGCUCCUAAAGGCGCUGUGUAUGUUCGAUGACAUGAAAGAGCGACGACUUCGUUGUGACGAGCUCGUGUACAACACUCUGAUGGAAGGCUGCGUCAAAACAGACGAUUGGAAAGCAGGCUGCGGCCUCUUCGGAGAGAUGGUGUCCUGUGGCCUCCGACCCUCGGCCAUCACCGCCAGCAUUCUCUCCAGGCUCUUCCAGCGAGUUGGCCAUGAGGAUGCGGAUGAGAGAGUGACAGAUCUCUUUGCCGUGGUUGGUCUGGAGAAGCCACAACCGGCUGAGCGGCCUCGUGCUGCUCGCCGUGGGCAGCGUUCGCCAGCCGCCUCCCCUGGGGUGGACGCGUCCCCAUCAAUCGCCGAGAGCUUGCCGUACAUGGCCUCCCAGAGCGAGAUGUCUGAGGCACCGCCCAGGCAGCUGCGAGGACACCUGUCAACGAGCAGUGCCUGCAGCGUUCCCCCGUCACCGAUGUCUCCCCUGCAUGCCAUGGGCUCGCCUGCAGUACAGGGGCCUAUGCGACAGGGAGGCUUUCCGGCAGCACAUCACUCGCCGCAGCGAGCCCAGCUGCCGCACAAUGAAACUUCGGAGGUCAAGCACAACCGCGUGCCCUCCCUGGCAUCCAUGUUGCCGAUCGACCGCUACCAUGAGAAGGCUUAUGGGCAAGGCUGCCCUCUUGCUCCGCCUUUGCCACUGGAUGGUGCAUUCAAUGAGCAGGGCUGUGGCUCUCAUGGACCGGUGCCCAUACAGUUCUCCCCAGCUCUCAAGGGAACCUCCGGUGGCCAGCCGCCGAUUCCUUCCCUCGUGUCACUGCUUCGGCAGCCUGAGGAAGUGUAUGACCCGCAGGGACAUCGCCAUUCACACGGGCGUACCCCAUCUCUUGCCACACUUCUGGCCCCACUGGACACGCUCGGCGAGGUGGGUGGGUACAAGGGCGAUCGCUUUGUGAACAACGAUCAGGCUGCACAACCGUCUCCGUCACCUGUUGCCCCCAUGCCCAGCCCGGUCGGCCUAGUGGGGCACGCAGAUGGCAAGCAUGACCAGGACGUGAGGCAACCUUUCGGACAUGCAGUUCCAAGCCUUGCGUCCAUGAUUUCUCCCAUGGAGCCGCAGUCCCGCGAUCAGGCCUUGCUGAGAGCCUUUAGAAGCCUUUCUUUUUGUUUUGCACCCCUUUGGUCCUGUCCAGCUUACACAGCUGCUGCCGACGCCAACCCGAAGCAGCAUGGCCCAGUCCUUAAGCUGGCCAUAGUCGCUUCGCGGGCAUUGUGCACCCGACUGGCAGUCGUACUAGUACUGAGUAGCAGAUCCGACUUCCGACUCGCAGCAUGUGCAGCCAGAGUGCCCGACCCAAGUCGCCUGACGGGCAGCCGGCACCUGGACAGAUGCCUUUAUCACCGGCUGCGGGCCCAGAUCUCUCAGAUCUGUGCUCUCUCUCGCUUUUCUCCCUGGGUCCCUGUCGUUUUGUUCAGAUACUGCGGGCCGAAAGUUUCCACGCAAGCGAGCUCAGGCUUCAAUGCUGCUGUCAGCAGAAGCAGCAGGAGAUCAGGUACGGGAUGGCGGGUGAUGGCUGAGAAAGCCCUGAUGGUUCUCACGGGUUGGUUGUUGCACUUACACGACCUUGGAACCCAGUCCUCUGUUCUCGCUAUGGGGCCGCUUGGGAGGCGUCGCCAGUCCAGCUGUUUGGAGUGCAGCCGCACGAAGAGCAACUGCCCAGACCUCAAGAAGCAUCCUGGAGCCGGAGGGAGCGGCACCCACAAAGAGGCGGCUUCAUGCGCAGAGUAUGCGCAGGUCCUCCGUGCGACAGUCCUAUUCGGCGCAGCUGGUGAGGCAACACUAGGCGGCGUGCUGGAAUUCGCGCAUUCGAAGGCAGGUUGGGACACUGCAAGGCAUUGCUGGGCCAUGCUAACCGUGUGGCUGAAGCGACGCCUGCCCGCUGUCGCCACCGGCGAAGCGAGGGCAGCAGUCAAGCAGAGGCCCGUGGCCCGAUGCAUCCAGGGGCCGGAAGAGCCUUCUCUGACUUCUUCAAAGAGAGCAGAGGAUCGUGUCCGAACGUCUGGCGUUCAGUUUGAGCUUGCAUACUCUGGCGACUGGUUGGAAGUCUUCGACAAGAAGCUGGAGCAGGCCCUGGGUGACAUAGAGGAUGCCGACAUCCCGCAGGAAGAGCUCGUGGGUUUCAGCCUGUCCAUCACGGACGCCCAUGGAUCCGUCUUGGUCUACCUAGACAGUACGGAGUUGGAAACGUCUGGCCUUCCGACGCAAGAGCUUUUUUCAGGAUGCCAAGCUGGAGUGUCCGCGCACUUCCCGCUGCGUGUGCGAUUUGGCCCUGCCUCCUCGGGGCAGGAUGUUGGGGGCCUCGUUUCUGCUGCCCCAGAGGGGCCGAACACGGAACUCCCCAUCAGCCCCGCGAUACUCCUGGAGCAGUUUCGGCGCAACCUGUGCCGGAAGCCACUGCGACUUGGGGGCCCUGUGAGCCUGGCCAGGGUGGAAGAGCUGUGCGAAAUCCUGGCAAUCGGAGAAGGGAACCUUUCGGAGGAACUCCCUGUGCCGGGCAACGUGUUCUCGAUUAAUUUUGUCCCUGUGCUGCUGCAGGCACAAACCUCGACUGAGUGA